AUGGCGUCUUUCUUACAUUCAGGUCCGGCUUCUUCAGCUUUGCGAAAGCAGGUUGUUGCUCUUCGCGUCAGCCCGGCACAGUCCAUGGCGUCUGUUCCAGCAUGUAGUUCAUUUUCCACAUUAUGUCCUCAGGCGAGGUUGCAAGCUUCACUUCGUCCUCAAUCAUCUCUCCCUACUCUCUCCAUCCGCCAAAGCCGCACCUUCCUCACUCAACUCCGCCGUCAAGCGCAAGCCCUGAAAGAGCAUUCCACCUCCGCAUCGGCAUCCCCGACACCAGCCAAAUCCGCAAAGAACCCUAGCCCUCCCCUCCAGCUUACCAACCUCCCUUACUUUGUUCGCCGUACUGCAUCCAACCAACUGCCCGUCUACGUUGACACAAAGGCUGGUGGUAACAAGCAGCUCACCAAGGUUCAAAAGACAGAAGGUGAUCUGGACGCACUCCGCAAUGACUUGGCUAUCGCGCUGGGCGUGACUGAUGUGCGCGGUAAACCCAACCCUGACGUGACCUUGAACCGACUUACUGGUCACAUCAUUAUCAAGGUAUGUUUGAAGUCCCAUGAUAUCAUAAUGUUACACCGCAACAUCAACUCACAUUAUGCAGGGCUGGCGGAAACCUGA
Molecule: messenger RNA, 618 nt
Organism: Penicillium salamii
Lineage: Eukaryota; Fungi; Ascomycota; Eurotiomycetes; Eurotiales; Aspergillaceae
Source: the annotation of a GenBank genome assembly